CAGCCUCAGCGCGCCCGCCCGCCCGCCAGUGCCCGCCCUCCUCCUCCUCCUCCUCCUUCCCUCCCUCGCGGCGGCUCCUCCAGUGCUGUGCAGCUGCAAGGCCAGCCCGCCACCCGCGCGCCCCCGGCCCGCCCCGCCGCUGCUGCUGCUGCUGCUGCUCCUGCUGCGCCUUCUUCCCGCCUUGCUGCGCCCGGCGGCGGCGGCGCCACAACUGUUGCUCCGAGGAGGAGGAGGAGGAGGAGGCGGAGGCGGAGGGCAGAGGAGGCGGGCCGCGGCGGCACCAGCAGCAGCAGCGACGGCCACGACGACGCCGCCGAGCCGGAGGAAGGGCCGCCAGCGCCGGAGCCCCGCCGCCGCCGCCGCCCUCGGGGCCCUGCCGCCCGCCAUGUCGCGCUCCAACCGGCAGCGCGAGUACCAGUGCGGCGACCUGGUCUUCGCCAAGAUGAAGGGCUACCCGCACUGGCCCGCCCGGAUCGACGAGAUGCCAGAAUCCGCCGUGAAAUCGGCCUCUAAUAAAUACCAAGUCUUUUUCUUCGGGACUCAUGAAACGGCGUUCCUGGGCUCCAAGGACCUCUUUCCGUACGAAGAGUGCAAGGUCAAGUUCGGGAAGGCCAAUAAGCGGAAAGGCUUCAGCGAGGGGCUCUGGGAAAUUGAGAACAACCCGACCGUGAAGGCGUCCGGAUAUCAGCCCACCCCGAAGAAGGGCUCCACCGAGGACGCCGAGGCCGAGCGGGAGCCGGGGGGCGAAGGGGACAAGAAAGGCAGCCCGGAAGGCAGCAGCGACGAGGAGGGCAACCUAGUGAUUGACGAGCAGUCCAAGGAGAAGAACGAGAAGGCUGGGAACAAGAGGAAAGCGGAGGCCGCCCUGGAGGACCCCUCCCCCAAACGCGCCAAGGAAUCGGAGGAUCAGGCUGUGGGAGAGAAAACGGGCAGCGGAGACACCCCCAAGGAGGCCGAGAAGCAGAAGGCCAGCCUGGCCGAAGUGGACAAGAAGAACAGUAGCGGCCCCCUUGGCGUGCCGGGAGCUGAGGGCGAGGGGAAGGAGAAGACCACCACGGAGGAAGAGGAGGAGGAGGAAGAGGACGAGGACGAUGAGGAUGACGACGAGGAGGAGAUCAGAGAUCACAAGGAGAGCCUGUAGCUGACCGACCCGAUCUGCUCUUCUGAACCGAUCCCGACCCGCUGGGUUCCCUGGGUGCUAAGAACCAGAUUUCGUCCCCAUCGGCUUACCGCCUCCGCGACUCGUGGGAAGAGAGUCCCGAUCCACAUUUCUACAGAAGCAAAAGGAAAUCGCCCCACCCGGCCGACCUGCGUUUCCCCUGGCCCAGCCGUUUUGCUGGGGCCGCGCUUUGAGUUAGUAAUUUCUAGGGGGUUGGGGGUGCUGAUCAGCCACUUUGAAAUAAAAGCAGCUGAAUGCCUUUUUAAAAAAACCCA
This is a messenger RNA of Hemicordylus capensis (graceful crag lizard), 1434 nucleotides long. It is a transcript of the gene HDGF, whose product is annotated as heparin binding growth factor. The transcript is spliced from 6 exons. Gene Ontology annotation, biological process: regulation of transcription by RNA polymerase II. Lineage: Eukaryota; Metazoa; Chordata; Lepidosauria; Squamata; Cordylidae. The record is from RefSeq and is a predicted model, not a curated record. The coding region runs from base 386 to 1141 and encodes 251 amino acids. Gene Ontology annotation, cellular component: nucleus. Gene Ontology annotation, molecular function: double-stranded DNA binding; transcription coregulator activity.